AUGCCAAUGAAUCGUCGUCGAUCUUUCAUCCUUUUCGCUUUCGCGUUUAGCCUUACCAUGAUGAGUAAACCAGCCUUAUCCUUUCUCUACAUAAGAUCUGUGUGGAUCAGAAACCUUCUGCACAGCGGAAACGAUCUCGUAGUCCAUUGCAAAACCGCCGACCAAGAUAUGGGAUACCAUAGGGUGCAUCCCACAGGAUCUUACGGUUUUCGUCACGAAUCCAAUACUUUGGCCCCCGAAAUAUUAUGGUGUCACCUAUGGCAAGGACCUAACUUCAAGCAUCACCAAGUCUUUGACGUUUAUUACAUUGGUCCUCGUACUUGGGAAGCUAAAGAAGAUGGAAUCUACGGGUUUGUGUUGGAAGAGUCUACCCUCGAGAUGUCCAAAUUAGAUUAA
Molecule: messenger RNA, 396 nt
Organism: Microthlaspi erraticum
Lineage: Eukaryota; Viridiplantae; Streptophyta; Magnoliopsida; Brassicales; Brassicaceae
Source: the annotation of a GenBank genome assembly